Malassezia restricta is the source of this 1887-nucleotide messenger RNA. Its product is annotated as ATP-binding cassette, subfamily F, member 2. The record is from RefSeq and is a predicted model, not a curated record. Bases 1 to 1887 code for a protein of 628 amino acids. NCBI's taxonomy places the organism in Eukaryota, Fungi, Basidiomycota, Malasseziomycetes, Malasseziales, Malasseziaceae. The transcript has a single exon. Gene Ontology annotation, molecular function: ATP binding; ATP hydrolysis activity.
AUGCCGCCUGUUUCUGCAUCGAAAGCUAAGCGCCAAGCUGAGAAGGCCGCCAAGGCCGCAGCCAAGGGCGAGAAAACUGGAUCGUCGAAGGACAGCGUCUCGACCGGCAGCACCAAGGGCUCGAGCUCUACCAAGGGCACGAGUGUGGACGAAGAGGGCCCGAUCACGGACAUGAAGAAGCUGGCCAUCGCCACGGAACGUAAUGCCUCAGGUGUGAUUGUAAGUGACAAACAGAGCCGUGACUUGCACAUCGAGAGCUUCUCGAUGUCGUUCCACGGCCGUCUGCUGAUCGACAAUGCCACGGUGGCUCUUAACUAUGGUCAGCGCUACGGUCUGCUGGGUGAGAACGGCUCCGGUAAGACGACCUUCCUUGAGGCCCUCGCGAACCGUGACGUCGAGAUUCCCGAGCACAUUGACAUUUACCUCGUGCGGGGUGAGGCCGACCCGUCCGACGAGAAUGCCCUUGACUACAUCAUCAAGUCGGCGCGUGAAAAGGUCGCGCGUCUCGAGAAGGAAAUCGAGGACAUGUCCGUGGCCGACGAUGUUGAUGACGUGGCCUUGGAGCUGAAGAUGGAAGAGCUCGAUGAGCUCGACCCCAGCACGUUUGAGGCUCGUGCCGGAGCUAUCCUCAAGGGUCUCGGUUUCUCGCAAGCCAUGAUGAGCAAGCCUACAAGCGACUUGUCUGGUGGUUGGCGUAUGCGUGUGUCGCUCGCGCGUGCACUGUUCAUCAAGCCACACCUGUUGCUGAUGGAUGAGCCGACGAACCACUUGGACCUGGAGGCCGUGGUAUGGCUCGAGGCGUACCUGUCGACAUACAAUCAUAUCCUGGUGCUGACAUCGCACAGUGCCGACUUUAUGGACAAUGUCUGCACGAACAUUAUUGACCUGACCAUCCAGAAGAAGUUUAUCACGUACGGUGGUAACUACUCGAUCUAUGUGCGUACCAAGUCGGAGAACGAGGUCAACCAGAUGAAGGCAUACCAAAAGCAGCAAGAGGAAAUUGCUCAUAUUCGCAAGUUUAUUGCCAGUGCGGGUACGUACGCCAACUUGGUCAAGCAGGCCAAGUCGAAGCAAAAGAUCAUCGACAAGAUGGAGGCGGCCGGUCUCAUUGAGCCUGUCGUCCAGCCCAAGCAGCUGCGCUUCAACUUUGAGGAUGUCCGCAAGCUGCCACCGCCCAUCAUUGCUUUCAAUGACGUCGGCUUCAGUUACAGCGGCAAGGAAGAGGACUUUUUGUACAAGGACCUGAGCUUUGGUAUCGACAUGGACAGUCGCGUAGCUAUCGUGGGUCAGAACGGUACGGGUAAGUCGACCCUGCUCAACCUCAUCACCGGUAUGCUCCAGCCUGUGGCCGGCAGCGUCCAACGCCACUCGGGUCUCAAGCUCGGCAAGUACUCGCAGCACUCUGCGGACCAGCUGCCCUACGACAAGAGUCCGCUCGAGUACAUCGAGUCCAUGAACAAGGAGAAGUUCCCCGACAAGGAUGUGCAGUUCUGGCGCGCUCAGCUUGGCCGCUUCGGUCUGUCGGGCGCGCACCAAACGGCGCCGAUCCGCACGCUCUCGGACGGUCUGCGUAACCGUGUCGUAUUCUCGCAGCUUGCCAUGGAGAACCCGCAUAUUUUGCUUCUUGACGAGCCGACGAACCAUUUGGAUAUGAGCUCGAUUGAUGCGCUAGCCAACGCCAUCAAGGACUUUGAAGGUGGUGUGGUGAUUGUCUCGCACGACUUCCGUCUGAUCUCGCAGGUGGCCAAUGAGCUGUGGGAGGUCAAGGAUCGCAAGAUUGUGAACCUGACCAAGCAAGACAUCAGUAUCCAGGACUACAAGAAGAUUCUGAUGAACAACAGUGCCGAGGCCAUGGAGCGUGCCAAGCUCACGGCCAAGACAUCCUAA